AAGACAUUUAUUAUAUAAACACACAAAGAAAAGCACAAAGAAUAGGAAGAAGUUGCUGAGUCAUUGUUCUUGUUCAGUCUUUAUAACAUGACGGUUUCACGGUUCGACACCUGCGACCUCAUUAUCGUCUGUAGCGCUGCUUUGCAUCUGGGCUGGAUUUGAAUAAAUCAUUUUCAGCUCUUUGUGCCGGUUUAUCUUUAUUUUAAACAAAUGGACGUUUGAGAGGAGGAGGAGGAACAGAUUUAUAUGAGACGGACGGUUCACGAGACGAGAAGAAAUUCACCUCUCAGGGGACCUCAGGUAUCUAUCUACAGUCUUCCAGUUCUCCAUCAUGUGGACCCAGGUCCUGGUCUUCCUGCUGUUGUCAGGCUGGACGUCCGUCUCUGCUAAAAAACCUUUCAGAUUCAUCAGUUCCCUGAUGACGUGGGCCGAGGCUCAGCUUCACUGCAGGACCGACUUCAUCGACCUCGCCACCAUCGCCGACUCCAACGCCAACAGCAAAGCCCGGGCGGCCGGGGGGGGCGCCAGGGUCUGGAUCGGGCUCCUCCACGGGCCCUGGGAAUGGUCUCAGGGCCAGGACCUGUCCACGUACACCUGGUACACCCAGUGGGCCUGGGGCGAGCCGGUCCAGACCGGGGAGUGUGUCAGAAUAUCCAACUAUGGGCAAUGGUCCACCAAAGACUGUGGGGCCAAGUACUACUUCUCCUGCUACAGCGCUGUGACUCAGAGUCACGUCCUGGUGAGGAAGAAGCUGAGCUGGUCGGAGGCUCAGUCUUACUGCAGGACCAAUCACACGGACCUGAGCAGCAUCACGACCUCAGGGGACAACUCCCUGAUCACCGACCAGCUGAUGGACGCAGCGCCCACCGACCCGUCUUAUAGUUUCUUUAAUUUUUUUACGGUCUACGCCUGGUUCGGUUUGCACAGGGAGAUACACGACUGGUCGGACAACAGCAGCGCCUCCUACAGGCACUGGGCCAGUCAGCAGCCUAAUAACACAGCAGAGUGUGUGAUGAUGGACUCAUCCACGGCCGAAUGGUUCACGGCCUCCUGCAGCCAGCGCCUCCCCUUCCUCUGCCAAGCAGAACCUGAAUCUUUGUGGCGGACGUCGGUGAAGAUCCGACUGAGCGGAGGCUCUGCAGACCUGAACGACCCCGCGGUGCAACAAUCCAUCAAACAGCAGCUGGGGCAGAAACUGGCCGAUGGAGGCAUCACAGGAGGCGUCAAGCUGAGGUGGAAGUCUCCACCGGACAGGGCGGUUUUCCACAGAGAGGAUGAGGAGGUGGCGCCCCCUGCUGGCCCAGAGGAGAAGGACUGCCGCGUGAAAACCAAGGACUGAUUAUUGAUGUGUUUUAGUGGCUUUGUUCUAAUUAGUCUGUUGUGUAGUUUGUCUUUAAUGAAACAAAAUGAUUUGAGUAGUAAACAUGAGCAGAUAUAAAGUUAAUGGUGCUUUACAUUAGAUAUUGAUAAGUUAUCGGAAAAUAUGUCCGACUCGUUGUUUUAUUUUUUUUUUAAUUAAAUCAUUAAUUCCUCCUUAAAUAUUUUUUUGAUUGUUGUUGUUGUCUUUUCAUUUCACCGGUGCUUAACUUUAACUGUACAUAUAAAUGACCCAAAACAGGAGUUUAUUGAACUCAUUUUGAAUGAAUAUUGUUAAAUAGAAUUAGGAGCCGAGAGACAUCGACAUAACACAAAAAGGUCACGAAGAACGACUUUCUGCAGGAACUUUGAUGAAAAAGGAAAAUGGUGGAAUCAGGACGUCUGGAGUUUCGGAUCUGACUAAUAAAAAAAUGUUUUAGAGCUUUGUGCCUCUUCAGAAUGACUGGACUUGUUCUGUUCUGAUGUGUCAUCAGAGCAGCUUCUUCAGUUCUAAGAGAGCGGAGGGAAGUUUGAGUUUUAAAUAGGAAGUUGCCAGUUUCAGAUGGUUUUUAUCCUCAGAGUUUCCCAUGUGAACCUCAAACUUCCCUCCGCUCUCUGAGAACUGAAGAAGCUCCUCAGAUGAACACUUAUUGGAUAUAAACCGUGACAUUAAUGACUGAGGACCUUCACAGACAUAACUGCACAUUAUAGAUUCCAUGAAAAAUAUUUAAAAUUCCUCCAUAUCUCCCCGGGGAAAUGACUUCCAGCAGUAUCUCAGACGUCAGUGCAAAGUUAAGUUUCUGUGACAGAUUAGUGAUGAGCUGACGUGGUUUGAUUUGGUUUCUACACCAUGAUAGAUAUGGAAGGAAUAUCAGUACUUUUAUGGAUUCUAUAACGUGCACAGUGGUAGAGUUUGUGCAGAUUUCAGCUAAAAAAAAAAAAAAAAGCUUUAGAUUUCACUGUUGAAUGUUCAAAUCUUUCAAUAACCUCAAUAUUUAGCGCCAUCUGCUGGCUAAGCUUUAGAAGAAGCUACUCAAACGUCUUCUCAAAACUCUACAAGUCCAGUUUUUUAAUUAUAUAUAUAUAUAAACCAUAACAUGAAUGACUGAGAUCCUUCACAGACUAUUUGUGGCAGAUUAGAGAUUAACUGGCUUUUAAAUGUGGUUUAUACUCCCGUAACCUGUUUAUGUGCAUAGUCGGGUCCGACACCGUGCGCUGGUUUGUAGGGACGGUUCUGUAAUUAUGCACCUGAAAUGCUGCUGGACUACGAGUGUCUGACAGCGCAACAAUAAUCUGCCACAGAUGGAAGGGCAGGAAAAUAUAUGGAAGGAAAAUCAGUACUUUUCUGGAUUCUUUUGUGUUUGUGCAGAUUUGAGCUAAAGAAAAAGCUGCUGGUUAACUUCUAACACAGCAUUAAUCCACCUGUGCUGUUUCUCUUGUAAUGAUGAUCCACACGUUAAAAUCAAAAGCAGGGACACAUUUAUUAACAAACACUGAUCAGAGUCGAGAUGAUCGGAGGGUUUACCAUGAAAAAAAACAAAAAAAAAACAACAACACACAUCAGUGACGUUCAGACCGAAUAUAAAAGUCAGGAGUUAGUAU
Mugil cephalus (flathead mullet) is the source of this 2958-nucleotide messenger RNA. RefSeq names its product C-type mannose receptor 2-like. The transcript has 5 exons. Lineage: Eukaryota; Metazoa; Chordata; Actinopteri; Mugiliformes; Mugilidae. The record is from RefSeq and is a predicted model, not a curated record. The coding region runs from base 332 to 1339 and encodes 335 amino acids.